GGAGAGGAGCGGAGCAGACAGACAGAGAGCUGCCAGGCUGCGCUGACAGCAGAGGUUUACAUCCGAGCGCCGGAGACGUGCUGGACUUUCUACGCUGAGACGCUCCCCGGUGAUAAUAUUCACACAGAAAAAAAAGAGAGAGCCUUGAUCUUUAUAAACACAAAGAGAGAGGAAGAAGAGAGGACGCAGCGCUGUUCGGAGAGACUGACGAGGCAAGUGCGAAGGAGAGUCGGCACCAAGUUGCUUCUGCGCUCCGCUGCUGCGCCGAUGGCAUCCGUGCUUGGAAACAGCAGCCGCGGCUCGGGCGCUCCGAGCGGCCAGGUUAGAUGCAAACUGAAGCGGAGGAGGAGGAGGCGAUCCAAGAGGAGAGCAGAGAAAGUCAGUAUGCUGUCGGCAUUGAUCGCUCCCUUCAAGUACAUAAGCCCUGGGACUAGCAGCACGGAGGACGAGGACAGUUUGAGCACAAGCAGCGCAGAAGUAAAGGAAAACCGUAACAUCGGUAACUUAGAGGAUCUUCCCAUCAGCUCUGGAGAAUGCCAGUCUCUUUUCUGCUCUGACUCUUCGAGAGGGGCAAGCUCUGGCCUGAAGAGGAAACGGCCUCUGGAGGAAGACAACAAUGGACACAUGUGUCAGCUGCGCCUGAUCUAUAAGAAACUGUCCUGGUCUGAGGCGCCAAAGAAUGCCCUGGUGCAGUUAAACGAGCUUCGACCAGGCCUGCAGUACCGCAUGGUAUCCCAGACUGGCCCUGUCCAUGCUCCUGUCUUCUCUAUUGCUGUUGAGGUUAAUGGACUGACCUUUGAGGGAACAGGACCCACAAAGAAGAAAGCAAAGAUGAGGGCUGCAGAAAUGGCUCUUAAGUCUUUCAUCCAGUUCCCCAAUGCUCCCCAGGCGCACCUAGCCAUGGGAAGCAUCUCAAACCCUUCAGCAGACUUUACAUCUGACCAGGCUGACUUCCCAGACACGCUCUUUAAGGAGUUUGAAUCAUCCAAUGGCCUGACGAUUUGUAACCCUGCAAGCGAGAGUGACUUGCUAUCAAGCGAGUUGCUAAGACACGGAAGGCUGCUUCGUCAUACGUUGGACCUCAUGGUACAGGCUCAGCAGAGGCUUGGUGGGAUUGUUCCAGAGCCUGAGACGCCAAAGAGUCCUGUGGCGUUGCUCAAUGAGCUCCGGCCAGGCUUGCGUUACGCCUGUCUUUCAGAACGGGCAGAGGGCAGGCGCCUCCGGAGCUUUGUGAUGGCUGUACGGGUGGACGGGCGGAUAUUUGAGGGCUGUGGUCGUAGCAAGAAGCUUGCCAAGACCCAGGCAGCCCGGAGUGCUCUUCAGGCCCUCUUCAACAUCAGGACAGCGCCUGAAGGGAGGAUGGGCCUCAAAGCCAGCAGGAAGAGUUGUCCUCAUUUACCCCAGGAUUUUGCCGAUUCAAUAUUCCAGUUGGUGAGGGAGAAGUACCGAUCGCUGGUGGGUGGCUGCAGCCCAGCACACGCUCGACACAAAUCCCUAGCAGGCAUCGUAAUGACCCGAGAUUUGGACCUGAGGCACGCCCAAGUGGUGGCGCUAUCCACGGGAACCAAAUGCAUCAACGGGGAGUACCUGAGCGACCAAGGACAGGUGGUCAAUGACUGUCACGCAGAAGUGACAGUUCGCAGGGCUUUGAUACGUUUUCUCUACUCUCAACUGGAACUCUUCCUAAGUAAAAGGCUGGAGGACUGGGAGGAGUCUAUAUUCGUCCGCCACAAAGAGCACAGCUACAGGUUGAGAGACAACGUUCAUUUCCACAUGUACAUCAGCACCUCACCGUGUGGCGACGGGAGACUCAACUCACCAUAUGAAAUUACAAGCGAUUUACACAGCAGCAGACAUCUAAUGAGGAAGCAUCGAAGCCACCUGCGGACCAAAAUCGAGUCUGGCGAAGGGACGGUUCCUUUGCGAUGCCGAGGGCCUGUCCAGACGUGGGAUGGCAUCCUGCAAGGGGAACAACUCAUCACCAUGUCCUGCACUGACAAGAUCACCAGGUGGAACAUCUUGGGCCUACAGGGGGCCUUGCUGAGCCACUUUGUGGAGCCUGUGUACCUGCACAGCAUUACCGUCGGCAGCCUGCGCCACACGGGCCAUCUGUGCCGAGUUCUGAACCAGCGGCAGGAACGCCUGGGCCCUCUGCCCACCACAUACAGACGCAGCCAACCCCUACUUAGUGGGCUGAGCAACGCUGAGUACCAGCAGCAGGGGAAGGCCACGUGCGUCAGCGUCAACUGGACUGUGGGCGACCCGCAGCUGGAGGUGAUCAACACAGCGACGGGACGGCGACGGGAUUCAGGGACGCAAUCGCGCCUCUGCAAGCAUGCCCUGUUCGCCCGCUGGACCAGACUGUACCGUAAGCUGGGGGUCCACAUCUCCUGCUCAGCAGCGAACCGGGAACCCAUGUACAGCGAGGCCAAGAAUGCGGCGCGUCCUUACCAGACAGCCAAGCAGCAGUGGUUCAAGUCUCUGCAGGAGGCGGGCCUCGGUACCUGGGUGAAGAAGCCGCCGGAGCAGGAGCAGUUCCUGCUGUCCGCCUAAACGAGUCUGUGUGUGUAUGACCUUUAUUUUUGUAGGAAGAGAUGUCAAACCUCCCAGUUUCAUUCCAGGAAGUGUAGGCCUACCCUCCAAACUAAAGAUUACCGACUCGUCCGUGUGUCUGUGGUUCAUUCUGUUUAGUGUCGCCUUUUCAUCCCAUUACCGAAACCACUGCUGGACGGUCAAAGAUGAGGAACACUGGAGUUCAAACACUGGACUUUUUCCUCCGAUGUUCCUUGAACACAAACACUCAAGGUUUGAGCCAACAGCCAUCUAAAUGCACCCCGUUCCCUUCUGUGGCUGUCAAGGAAAAGGGGUUGGGGUAACCUUGAGCGGAAUGAAAGGCAGCCGCUAUCUUGUCAUCAGCUAUUUCCGGGCCCCGAGGCUCCUGCUGAGGAAAGGAGCCACAGGGGAGGGAGAGCGAGACAGACAGAGAAAGGGGAAGGGAGAAAGGAAGAAAAAAAAAGAGGGUCUACGUCCAAUUACGGGCCCUGUCAGGGUGACGGGUGAUGGAGGAAGGGAGUGAGGAAAGGGAAGGACGGGGUGUUUCACCUUCUCCUCUUUUAUUACUACCUUCAUUCUCUUCUCUUAAUUCACCCUUUUAACUCCCCUGUGCCCUCUUCUUCCCUCGGGGGAGCUAAACAUGACACGGCGGCAGGUUAGGCACCCCUGGAGAAGGUGAGGUUUAUAAGUGACAUCAUUACUACUCCACUAAAAACAAGAAGGAAGAGACCAGAAUUUAGUUCUUUUAACCUGCAGCUUCUCUGUUGUUUUUUAGUUGUUUUGAUAUAAACUCAGUAGAGACCUCCUGCUGUCGUUCUUUCCCACGUUUUGCCCCAUUCUGAUAAGUAAUGUGGACGUUUAUUUCACCCAUUACCAUCAGAUCCGAGGCCUGACUUAACACGCGUUAAAAAACAAACUUAGCUCAUCAUCAACCCCAUGUAAAUUUGCACCUUAAUGCAUUUUGUCUUUGCAUAUUUUAUCUGUGUGUCACUGUGAUGUCUUUAUAUUCAUUAUAAUCAUAACUGUACUGUUCUGUCAGCGCCGUGUUCUCUAUAAAUAAUUCAGCCGAAGCACUCAGACCGCCAGCAGCAGGAAAUCUGCCAGAUCCAAGCGGUGAGAGUGACAUCUAGUGGGAUCUCUGUUUCAUGUCCUGCAUCCAUUCAGUUUAUUUAACAAAGAUGAUCUGACAAACAGGCAAAUUUACAUGAAAUAAAAAAUACUUUAACUCUAGAAAUACUGUUUUUUUUUUAUCAUAUUUCAAUAUCAAUGUAGACGUAGUAAUUUAAUUGGGAGUUUGUGAUCUAGAUUUCUAUUAAAUUUAAAUUUGAUCUGCUUGGGCUGGACUUGUGAUCUGAACUAAUUAUAAUGUUACACUGGAAAAAACAGAAAUCAAGAAAAGUCAUUUUUUCUUAAAAUAAGUGCAUUUGCUCUUGGAUUGAGGAGGUAAAAGAGUAAUUUUGCCAAUGGAACAAGA
Molecule: messenger RNA, 4027 nt
Organism: Cyprinodon variegatus (sheepshead minnow)
Lineage: Eukaryota; Metazoa; Chordata; Actinopteri; Cyprinodontiformes; Cyprinodontidae
Gene: adarb2
Product: adenosine deaminase, RNA-specific, B2 (inactive)
Exons: 10
Coding region: 268-2553 (761 amino acids)
Biological process (GO): adenosine to inosine editing; RNA processing
Cellular component (GO): cytoplasm; nucleolus
Molecular function (GO): double-stranded RNA binding; double-stranded RNA adenosine deaminase activity; tRNA-specific adenosine deaminase activity
Source: RefSeq, a predicted model, not a curated record